Molecule: messenger RNA, 324 nt
Organism: Parnassius apollo (apollo)
Lineage: Eukaryota; Metazoa; Arthropoda; Insecta; Lepidoptera; Papilionidae
Source: the annotation of a GenBank genome assembly
AUGCUGCCCCAGGUCCAGGAGUGGUUUCCGAACGGCGAAUUUACGUCCAUGCAUGACUCUGCUCCUUGCCACAAAGCAAAAAAGCUCACGACAUUUUUAAAUGCCCAGAAAGUAAAAGUUCUUGACUGGCCUGGGAAUUCGCCGGACCUCAAUCCCAUAGAGAACCUCUGGCAGAAGAUGAAACGAGAAAUUUCCAGAGAACUCAUCACUAAUAAACGCAAACUGAUCGAGCGUUUGAUAGAUGUUUGGCACAAGAGUGAAUCAAUUAAGAUAAACUGCUCAAAUGUAUCGAAAGUAUGCCCAGGAGAAUUCAAGCGGUUAUAG